This is a messenger RNA of Saccostrea echinata, 957 nucleotides long. Its product is annotated as fibroleukin-like. The transcript has 5 exons. The record is from RefSeq and is a predicted model, not a curated record. Bases 1 to 957 code for a protein of 318 amino acids. Lineage: Eukaryota; Metazoa; Mollusca; Bivalvia; Ostreida; Ostreidae.
AUGAGCAAUCAGUGUGUUCUCGCAUUAAUUGUCUUCGUUUCGGUGUCCCAUGCAACUAUUAUUUCUCAAAAUAAUUACACAAGACUAGAAUUUGAUGACAAGAAAUCAAAUAACGAACUUUUAGGAGAAUAUAAUUCCCAGUCGUCGAUGGAGUGUGCCGCAGUGUGUCAAAUGGGGUGUGGCGUUUUUGGAUUCAAUACUCUAAUGAAGAAAUGUCGUACCCAUAAGAAGAUCUUCACAACUGAGGUGUCUAAUGAGGCCGGCUGGAGAUACUACUCAAAUGACUUUAUUCCUGUAGAUUGUAAGGAUCUUCGUGAAAAUGGUCUCUCAAAAUCAGGUGUAUACGAAAUUUUUCCCUAUAGUACCAUUACCAGUCCUGUCAGAGUUUACUGCGACAUGGAGACAAUGGACGGAGGAUGGACGGUAAUUCAGAAACGGGUCGAUGGAUCCCUGGACUUUAAAAGGAAUUGGAUAGAUUAUAAGAAUGGUUUUGGUGCACCAGAAUGGAAUGUCUGGAUUGGAAAUGAAGUUAUGCAUCAGUUAACAAAAGAAAAGAAUUCCUCCCUCUAUGUUUCCAUAACGCUAGAGGAUGUUACAAGGUUGUAUGAAAUGUACGACCAAUUCUCUGUUUCCAAUGAAUCAGAGAAGUACAGACUCUUUCUUGCAGGAGAUGCAGUUGGAACCUUAGGUGACAGUAUGUUAAAACCCUCUGAACAGUAUGCUACUUUAUCUGGUAUGUACUUCAGUACAUCCGAUAGAGACAACGACAAUAGCAACGAUGGGAAGAUUGGAGGUAACUGUGCUGCUGCUUAUGGAGGAGGCUGGUGGUUCAACGCCUGUCACCACGCCUUCCUUAACGGUCCAUGGUCUCCAGUACAUUGGACCUGGCCUUGGUGUCCUACAAUUUUGUCCGGUUCAUCCAUCAGGGAGACUAUAAUGAUGAUCAAACGCCACUAG